This is a messenger RNA of Bemisia tabaci, 6146 nucleotides long. RefSeq names its product Toll-like receptor Tollo. Gene Ontology annotation, cellular component: plasma membrane. NCBI's taxonomy places the organism in Eukaryota, Metazoa, Arthropoda, Insecta, Hemiptera, Aleyrodidae. Gene Ontology annotation, molecular function: protein binding. The record is from RefSeq and is a predicted model, not a curated record. Gene Ontology annotation, biological process: signal transduction.
CCACCGUCAGACCACGUUUCUCGCUCGCAGGAUGUACAGUGCUCUAUUUUCCAGUGUUGUGUUUUUGGCUACCCCAGGAUACGGCCAGUGAUAGUGCGAUGUUUUCUCCAAGGAUUACGUGUGUUUUGUGAGCGAUGCUGGCUCUAAGAGCUGGAUAACUUAGCUGUUCAGCAUGCGCGUAGACCCAGUUUUGUUGGCUCUGCUGGGCGCCUUCCUCGGGGCCAUCUCGGCGGCUACGAGCAGAGCCCUCCGGUAUCAGGCCCCCUACGAGUGUAAGUGGAUGAGUGUCGCGCUCGACGGGAGUGAAUCGGAAGUGUCUUCGUCGGCCGAUCCGGAUCAGGAAGUCGGGUUGACGUGUCGUUUGAAAACAAUCAACUCGGAGAUAGAAAACACGAAUUUUAGCAUAAUUCAGCCGCAGCACACGGUGCGACUUCGGAUAGAAUGCGGCGACCUGUUGUUCAUCGAAAGCUCCAUCUCCCCGGGGAGCUUUCAAACGCUCAUCGACCUGAAAGACCUCUCGAUCGAGUACUGCAAGAUCGCCAACUUGUCCGCGGGUGCGUUUCGCGGUCUCCGCGAGCUUCGGAACUUGACCCUCCGCACGCACAACACCGACUGGUCGGCGAUGACCCUUAACCUCGCGCCGGACGUGUUCUCGCAGUUGGGUCAGUUGCACCGGCUCGAUUUGAGUGUCAACAACAUCUGGUCCCUCCCCGACGGGAUCGUCUGUCCCCUGAAAAACCUCCAACACCUCAACCUUACCAGAAAUAGGAUAACAAAUUUAGACGCCUUCAAGUUCGGCGGCAACCCGUCGUCGGCGGCCGCUCAAAAGUGCGGGCCCCACCUCCAAACCUUAGACAUUUCCAAUAAUAGUUUAGAUGCCUUACCAUCCUACGCCUUUAGUCAUUUAUCGAGGCUCCAACAUUUGCAUUUGCAAGGAAACGUAAUUUCCUUUAUGGCGGACCACGCGCUCGACGGUCUGUCGAACUUGGGGUACCUCAACCUCGCCGAUAACAAACUAGUCAACUUGCCGCCCGAGUUGUUCACCGACAUCCGCGGUAUCAAAGAAGUGUACUUGCAGAACAACUCGAUCAACGUUCUCGCGCCGGGUAUCUUCAACGGUUUGGACCAGCUCUUCGUUUUAGACCUCUCGAGCAACGAAUUGACCGACGAGUGGGUCAACAGUGCCACGUUCACGGGGAUGAUCCGGCUCGUUCUUUUGAACCUCUCCAGCAACAACAUCGUCAAGAUCGACCCGUCCAUGUUCAAAGACCUCUACAGCCUCCAGAUCAUCAACCUGGAGGACAACGCCAUCGAGGCCAUCGGCGAGACCACCUUCCGCCACCUCCACAAUCUCCACACGCUGAUUCUCUCCCGAAACAAGAUCAAACGCGUGGAGUCUGAUACUUUCGAUGGCCUCAUCGCCCUCAACGUCCUCUCUAUCGACAACAACGUGAUCGAGUACAUCGACCCGGAGGCGCUGAAAAACUCGUCGAGUCUUCGGGACUUCCAUCUGAACGGCAACAAGCUCUACGACAUCCCUGCCGUGCUGAACCAGGUCCCUAACCUCAAAACGCUCGACCUGGGCGACAACUUGAUAACGGACAUCUACAACGACUCGUUUGUGAUGAUGGAACAGUUGGUUGGCUUGCGGCUCACCGAAAACAACAUCAGCAACGUCACGAAGGGUGUUUUCGAUAAAAUGGUGUCGCUUAGGAUCCUUAACUUGUCUAGCAAUAAGAUUAGGAAAGUGGAGGCGGGUACCUUUGAUUUCAAUGCCAAUCUGUUGGCGAUUCGCUUGGACGGAAACUAUCUGACUGAUAUCGGUGGUUUGUUCUCGAAGUUGCCCAACCUGGUUUGGCUCAACAUUUCUGAGAAUCUUUUGGAGUGGUUCGAUUAUGCUUUGAUUCCGACCGGGCUCCAGUGGCUCGAUAUUCAUAGCAACCGCAUCACGGAGCUUGGCAACUACUUUGAAAUCGAGAGCCAGCUCCAUUUGACAGUUUUCGACGCGAGCUACAACAGAUUAACUGAAAUCACAGGUAACUCCAUCCCCGACAGUGUGGAAAAUCUUUAUUUAGCCCAUAACCAGAUCGCCAAAGUUCAGUCUUACACUUUUUUCAAAAAGCCGAAUCUCACGAAAGUUGACUUGAGUAACAAUCAGAUCGAGAGUUUGACCCAGAAUUCUCUGAGAAUCUCAACUAUCCCGAAAGACAAAAUGAUCCCCGAGUUUUUCAUAGGUAACAACCCCUUCCAGUGUGACUGCAACAUGCAGUGGCUCCAAACUUACAGCAUCGAUCAGGAGCGUAACAAACCCAAUUUAGUAGACUUAAACACCGUCAAUUGUAAAUUACUCUACAAUCGAGUAAAAAGCUACGUGUUGUUGCACCAAGCGACUCAAGAUCAAUUUUUGUGCCAGUACGAUUCUUUUUGUUAUCCGUUCUGCCAUUGUUGUGAUUUUGAUGCGUGUGAUUGCGAAAUGACCUGCCCCACCAACUGCACUUGCUAUCACGAUGUGUCGUGGUCGGCGAAUGUCGUUGACUGUUCCCGCGCGGGCUAUGCCGACAACCUCCCCCUGAGAAUCCCGAUGGAAGCAACUCAGCUGUACCUUGACGGGAACCACAUCCGAACGAUCGGGAGUCACAGCUUCAUUGGCCGUAGAAAACUGCAGAUUUUGUUCCUGAACAGCUCGAGCAUCGAAAUCAUUCACAACCGAACUUUCAACGGCCUCAAGGAGCUCGAAGUUCUGCACCUCGAUGAUAACAAGUUGAACGCCUUGCGGGGAUACGAGUUCGAGGGUUUACGCAGCCUGAGGGAGUUGUACCUGAACAACAAUAGGAUCACCUCCAUUCAUAAUUACACUUUCAGCUCUUUGUACGACCUGAAAAUCCUGAGGCUGGACCACAACUACAUCAAAACUUUUGCAGUGUGGACCUCGGUGACCUCCAAAUUGAACGCCCUGACCCUCGGGUCGAACGCGUGGUCUUGCGAGUGCGAUUUCGUCAAGAAACUCCACGAUUUCGUAGUCUUCAACAAGGCCAGUAUAGUCGACAUGUCUGAUAUCAGAUGCGUCAACAGAUCCGGCAUGUUUGAUAGCGGUUUUUUGGUGAUCGAGGAAAAUGUUUCCUCCUGCGUAAACAUCCAGAACUCGGUCCUCAACUCGAUAACGUCCAAGUCAAGCGACUCCGACGAAAACAACAACAUGUCGAAUUACAUCGAGAGCGCGCUGAGCAACAAUCUGCAGAACAAAACUGUGAUUCAGAAGCAAAUCAUGCAGGACUACGUGCCACUGCUGGUCGUUACGGUAUCCGUGUUCUUCGUUAUCAUUAUCUCGACGCUCGUCGUUCUCAUGUACAAACAGGAGUUGAGGGUGUGGUUCCACUCUCGGUUCGGCGUGAGGCUCUUCUACAAGACGAGCGAGAUCGAGAUGGACGACCGGGACAAGCUCUUCGACGCUUUCGUCUCGUACAGUGCCAAAGACGAGACUUUCGUGGCGGAGGAGCUUGCGCCGAUCCUGGAGAACGGCGACCCUGCGUACAAGCUCUGCCUCCACUACCGGGAGUUCCCACUCGGGGGUUACGUAGCCGACACGAUCGUCCAAGCCGUCGAGUCCAGUCGGAGAACCAUCAUGGUGCUGUCCGAGAAUUUUCUCAAGUCGGAAUGGUGCAGGUUCGAGUUCAAGUCCGCGCACCACCAAGUCCUGCGGGACAAGAGAAAAAGACUGAUAGUAAUUUUACUCGGCGAUCUGCCGCAAAAAGAUUUAGACCCUGAGAUUAAGCUCUACUUAAAAACGAAUUCGUAUCUCCAGUGGGGCGAUAAGUUGUUUUGGGAGAAAUUGAAGUUUGCGCUCCCGGAUGUGCCCAACAAUAGGCGGCGGAACCAUUAUACGAAUCGCCAUAAUGUUCACCAUGUUCAUAGGCACCAUAAUAGGAAUCAUAACCAUCACAUGCAUCAAAAUAAUACUGUUAGGUCGGUCGCGAUCCAUAUUUGAUGAGUCUAGUUUAAUUGUUUCGACUGUUUUUUUAGUGUUUGCUUCUAGUUCCUUUUUAUUGAGUCUUUUGAUUUUUCAUUCCUGGUUUGCUGGAAAUGAUGUCAGAAUAGAGACCAUGCAUCUUAUUACCACGACUAUUCUUCAAAAUUGUACACUAGGUAAAAAUAAUAUUAUUUUCAGUUGUGAUAACACGCGGAGGUAUAAAGUUUCUAGCUGUAACAGGAAUGCUCAGUUGAGCCCGAAUCUAAACUAUUUUUCUACAGCCAUUAUAGAAGUUCUAAUGACAGUGCAUCUAUCACUGGUGAAUUUUUCUAGUUGCAUUGACAAAAAAAAAAUUGUGCUCAGCCAUGACUUAGACUUCUUGUAACAGCUAAAUACUUUUUUUCCGUGAGUCACUCAUGGUCAACUUUUUCUGUUCUGAUCAUAUAUUUGUUCAGACCUCUUAAGCAAUUAUUGUUUUUAAUGCAAUUUCCGAUAUGCUUUCAAGCAAUACUUAUUUUGUAAGCACAAAGAAAGAUGUAGAGGUCAAUUCCAGCUGACUGCAAACAUGAUCUCAGUUGGGUUGUUCGUGUACAUUUUUGGCAGGAAAAGCACUGAGUCGUUUUCGACGUCGUAAUUUUAUACAAUGAACAUCCCUGAUUAAAACAAAGUUAACAAAAAUUACGAUUUCAUUGCGAUUCAAGUGUCUUUAAAAUAUGCACGAACAUCCCUGUGCGAUUCCAAGUAAACCUCUCUGCCCACACAUCAAAACAUUGAUUUCUUCAGAGAGAAGAAAUUCAAACCUUGCGUUUGUAAAUAAGUAUUAUCUAGUCUCUAAAAGUCAAGUCACCCAAGUGAAUCGCAUCCUGAUUUCUUAGUUUCUAGCAGAGCCCUCCUAAGAAAGGAAAAAAAAAAUAUUUUCAAUUUUUCUGACAAUAUUUACGAUCAAAAUCGACCUAACAGACUCAUCGAAUGUUUUGUUGUUAUUGUGUUUUAGUUGUUUUUUCUAAUUUUCUCUCACAAUGAACGUACCGAAAAGAAGGUAAAUUCUCUAUAAUGUCUGACAAUUUGUCUCCUCGCUUCUUGCACUAGCGUUAUUUCAAACAUAUCAGUAGAUCUGUUUUUUGUGUUGAGAGUAGGCACGAAUUCAAAUUAAUUUUUAUAAAUUGCGAACUAGUCAAUUUUUAUUUUAGGAAAUUAAUGAUUCGACUCUUGGAACAUUUUAUCAAACUGUCUUAGCUUUUUAUCCCUGAUGUUUUAAUAUAUUUUUACCUCAUUAAUUGACACAUUCGCUUUAACCAUUCAAAAAAGUACGUAACAUUAUACAUUUAUUUGAAAGAACGUUAUUCCGAUUUGAAAUUUUUUUUGUAACUUGUAACAUUGCUUUGAGUGCUGAAAAAUAACUUAGGUGAAAAAGAAUACUUCUGCCGAACUUUUUGCUCACUUGCGAUGAUAUUAACGGCAGUAUAUUUUUGUUUUGUUUUUCAGUUCAAUUUUACACAUAUUUUUGUAUCGUAAUUUCUGAAAGUCGUCGAUCUAGGUACGACAAUCAAUAGAGUUUCCCACAUAUUUUCAAGCAUAGAUACCUAUGCCUUAAAAUUGCAUAAUUUUGCACUACUUUUCUGACUUGUAUACCUUGUAAUUACCUAAUUAGAAAAACUUUUUCAGUCGUAAAAUUAAGCCAAAAUUUGUAAAGCCAACAUGUUCCAUCUCAUCAAAUCGAGUCGUUCCGUUCAUCACAUCAACUGUCUACGCUGCAUCACGUGUCAAGUUCUCCACGUCGUUUUCAUCACCGCGUUUCACAAAUCAACUAGAUUUUCAUUCGCAAUUUCGAGAAAAUUGAUGAAGAUUCUGUCCUUGAGGCUUCUUUUAUCAUAUUUUUGUCUCUCAUUCGUCAACGACCAGGUGAUCUACAGUUCGACAAAGUGUUCUAAAAAAUCCGAGUCGUGUAAAUAUACCCUAGUUUUAAAAAAAUGUGAUAUUUGUAAAAAAAAAAAGAAAAGUAAAAUAUUCUUCGCGUCCCUGUGUUAUCUAUCGUUUCAAAUCAAAUUCGAAAAUCAGAGUGUAAAUAAUCGUGUACAGUGUAUUAAAUUACUUAGUGAGCCACCGUCCGAAUGUAUGCCGUCCUAUUGUUGUCCAAGAACAUCCCAGGUAAAAGCAUUUAUUUCUUUCUUGCUCUCUU